UAUUGUGAAGGCGUGGCUGUACCGGAAGCGCCUCUGUCCUGCCGCUAGCUUUAGCCUCCGGAGCUAACCCAGAGUCCGGUCAGCUGUGAAAAUGUUACCGCUCUCCAUCAAAGACGACGAGUACAAACCAGCCAAGUUCAACCUGCUGCUCAAGAUUUCAGGAUGGUUCAGGUCCAUCCUCGCAGACAAAACCUCCAGGAAUCUGUUCUUUUUCCUGUGUCUGAAUCUGUCCUUCGCCUUCGUGGAGCUGGCCUACGGGCUGUGGAGUAACAGUUUAGGUCUGAUCUCGGACUCGUUCCACAUGUUCUUCGACUGCACGGCGCUUUUGGCCGGACUCGCCGCGUCUGUGAUCUCACGCUGGAGGUCCAACGACAGCUUCUCCUACGGAUACGUGAGGGCGGAGGUUCUCGCCGGAUUUGUAAACGGGCUGUUCCUGAUCUUCACGGCGUUCUUCAUUUUCUCUGAAGGAGUCGAGAGAGCUCUGGAGCCUCCCGACGUCCACCACGAGCGGCUGCUGCCCGUGUCCAUCGCCGGACUCCUGGUCAAUCUCGUGGGAAUCUUUGUGUUUCAGCACGGAGGACACGGACACUCGCACGGAGGAGACGGAGGUCACGGUCACAGUCACUCUCUGUUCAACGGCAGCUUGAGCCACGCCCACUCGGAGAAGCACGGGGGACACGGGGGACACGGACACUCACACGGAGGAGGAGGAGGAGGAGAGGGGCACGGACACUCGCACGACCAUCACGAGGAACACGGCCACUCGCACAGUCACGGAGGACACGGCCACAGCCACGACGACCACCAGUGCCACGAUGAACCUCUGACACCAGGAAAAGGCUCCAGCAAACAGAUUCUACAAGGCGUCCUGCUGCACAUCAUCGCGGACACGCUGGGCAGUAUCGGAGUCAUUAUUUCGGCCAUUUUGAUGCAAAAAUAUGACCUGAUGAUCGCAGACCCCAUCUGCUCCAUGCUCAUCGCUCUGCUCAUCGGAGUCAGUGUGGUGCCGCUGCUCAAAGAGUCCAUCGGAAUCCUCAUGCAGAGAACGCCGCCAUCUUUAGACCACGCCCUCCCCGAGUGCUAUCAAAGAGUGCAGCAGCUCCAGGGCGUGUAUAACCUACAGGACCCACACUUCUGGACUCUCUGCACAGACGUUUACAUCGGCACCAUCAAACUCCUCGUGUCUCCAGACGCCGACACAAGAUGGAUACAGAGCCAAGCACACAACAUAUUUACACAGGCGGGCGUCCGACAGCUCUACGUUCAGAUCGAUAUUGCCGCCAUGUGAAGCCCCGCCCCCUUCCUCCUAUUGGACCAAAGCCUGACCUUUGACCUGCCUGACCUCGGGCGGGGUCGGACUCUCAGGAGGUCAUGUGAUCAGGUGGGAGGGGCUUAAACUGUGAUGAACUCUGAGGCUCCUCCCACUUCUCUUGUUUCUAUUCCGGUUUUACUCAAGAACCAAGUCUGGAUUUUUUUAUUGAGGCAACGUUGGUAGAAAAUUUAAAAUGUGAAUGGAAGUCGAUGAUGAAAGUGUUUUAAUUUUCUUUUGUAUAUUUUUUGUUUAAAUGCAUCAGUCCUGUUAUCUUUUUACACGAGGUCCUUUAUUUCUUUUUUACGUACCUCUCUAAAGCACACGUGUGUUGGGUCAAGUGUCUUGCCCAAGGACACAACAUUGAGCAGUGACCAGAGCUGGAAUCAAACACAGACCUUUGUGUCAGAGUUUAAUGAUCUGCACUUCAGUGUUUUAUAAGGAAGGAACAAUAUGAGGGACGACAAAUCCAGAUUUAGACCAGGGUUAGACCUGGUUCAGACCUGGGUUAGUCCAGGUUUAGACCAGAUUUAGACCAGAUUUAGACCAGGGUUAGACCUGGUUCAGACCUGGGUUAGUCCAGGUUUAGACCAGAUUUAGACCAGGGUUAGACCAGGGUUUGACCAGUUUUAGUCCUGGUUUAGACCUGGGUUAAUCCAGGUUUAGACCAGAUUUAGACUAGAUUUAGACCAGGGUUAGACCAGGGUUAGACCAGAUUUAGACCAGAUUUAGACCAGAUUUAGACCAGAUUUAGACCAGAUUUAGACCAGAUUUAGGCCAGGUUUAGGCCAGGUUUAGGCCAGAUUUAGACCAGGGUUAGACCUGGUUCAGACCUGGGUUAGUACAGGUUUAGACCAGAUUUAGACCAGAUUUAGACCAGAUUUAGACCAGUUUUAGUCCUGGUUUAGACCUGGGUUAGUCCAGGUUUAGACUAGAUUUAGACCAGGGUUAGACCAGGGUUUGACCAGUUUUAGUCCUGGUUUAGUCUUGGUUUAGACCAGAUUUAGACCUGAGUUAGUGCUGGUUUAGUCCUGGUUUAGUCCUGGUUUAGUCCUGGGUUAGACCUGGUUUAGAUCUGAGUUAGUCCAGAUUUAAGGGACAUUUACAUUUCACAUCAAAACUGUGAGUAAACCCAAGACUAGUCCUGAUGUAGUUCUGGUCUAGUCGAGGUUUAAAGUGUGAACACGGCCUUGGACCUGGUUCAGACCUGGUUCAGACCUGGUUCAGACCUGGUUCAGACCUGGUCCAGACCUGGGAUAGUCCUCGUAUAGUCUGGGUUAGUCCUUGUUUCCCGGUUUAGUCAGUAUUUAAUGUCGGUUUAGUCCUGGUUUCACUUACGGUACCAUAAAGUUUGUCGUCCCAGUAAUGAACGACUUUUGAAAUGACACGGUUUUUGUUGUAAAUUGUAUUGUUUUAAUUAAUUUAUAUUUCGUUUUAUCAGAUCUUCUUGCGCCUGUGUUCGCCUUGUGUCAGUAUCUUUAUUAAGUUUAAAUUUCACCAAACUGUGAGUCUCGUGUCCCGUCGGCUUCCAUUCACGUUUCCUCCGUUUCUUCAUCUCAAAGCGACGAUUUUUGUUUUAUUUCCGUUGUACGCGUCAUCAGAGCGAGACGUGGCUUCCUCUGGACUCCGCCCCCCUCCAGUCUAUCCCGGUGCAGUGCAUUCUGGGUAAAAAGUGCCUUCAUUCAGAGACAAUCGGAGUCGCUCUUGUUUUUAUCUGGGACCAAUUUUAAUUUUUUUUUUACUGUGCCAAAACCAUGUGACCAAAUGAUGAGCAGGUUUUCAAUGUAACUGUUCUGUCCACACAGCGACGAUUAAAGACGAGACCAG
Molecule: messenger RNA, 3136 nt
Organism: Periophthalmus magnuspinnatus
Lineage: Eukaryota; Metazoa; Chordata; Actinopteri; Gobiiformes; Gobiidae
Gene: slc30a7
Product: solute carrier family 30 member 7
Exons: 11
Coding region: 92-1288 (398 amino acids)
Biological process (GO): transmembrane transport; zinc ion transport; intracellular zinc ion homeostasis
Cellular component (GO): membrane; Golgi apparatus
Molecular function (GO): zinc ion transmembrane transporter activity
Source: RefSeq, a predicted model, not a curated record